AUGUCGAAAACAGACGAAGAAUGGAGAGCUAUUCUCUCUCCAGCCCAAUUCAAGGUGUUGAGAAGAAGCGCAACCGAGGCUCCCUACACUGGAGAAUACACUUCGACACCAGCUUCUGAAACUGGAUAUUACGAAUGUGCGGGAUGUCAGCAGCCAUUAUACAAGGCUCUGACCAAGUUCAUAGCCCACUGUGGUUGGCCUGCUUUCUACGAAGCCAUUCCAGGCUCUAUCACUGUUCACAGAGAUACUACUGCUGGCAUGGUGAGAGAAGAGAUGAGAUGCUCCAAUUGCGAUGGCCAUUUGGGGCACAUUUUUAGGGGAGAAGGCUACAAGACACCUACGGACGAGAGACACUGCGUAAACAGUAUCAGUUUGAAGUUAAAUACUGGCGAGAGCAAGUAG
Scheffersomyces stipitis CBS 6054 is the source of this 402-nucleotide messenger RNA. Its product is annotated as peptide-methionine (R)-S-oxide reductase. The record is from RefSeq and is a predicted model, not a curated record. The transcript has a single exon. Gene Ontology annotation, molecular function: peptide-methionine (R)-S-oxide reductase activity. Bases 1 to 402 code for a protein of 133 amino acids. NCBI's taxonomy places the organism in Eukaryota, Fungi, Ascomycota, Pichiomycetes, Serinales, Debaryomycetaceae. Gene Ontology annotation, biological process: response to oxidative stress; protein repair.